Molecule: messenger RNA, 5916 nt
Organism: Podarcis lilfordi (Lilford's wall lizard)
Lineage: Eukaryota; Metazoa; Chordata; Lepidosauria; Squamata; Lacertidae
Source: the annotation of a GenBank genome assembly
AUGACAAUUAGCUCUACCAAGGAAGCCACGGAGCUUGAUAGCCCGGCUACCAAUUGGACAGCAGGCCCAGCAUCCAGUGCCUCCAUCAUGGCUUCAUCCAGCGCGUCUUCGGAAAGCGGGCAGACCUCUCCUAGCGGAGUGCGGGACACCUCCGUGGAAUCCAGCUCAGCCGCCACAGCUCACCUCACCUCUCCACUAGCACCAACAGGGACGCCUGCUGCAUCGUUGAGGAGCACCACUCCGAAUGCAGCCAGCCCGACUGAAGAGACAGCAUCCUCGGAAGCUGCAAGCACCCUGGGCAGCCAGAGCUCUGCAGCGCCAGCCACAAGCGUGGCUGGGGCCACCGGUUCCCCUGCUGCGUCCUUCUCCAGAAGCCCAAGUUCUCCACAGCUGGAGCGCUCCGCAACCUCUUCCCACGUGAUGGCUAGUUCUUCCGGGACAGAAAGCGCAGCGGGUCCCAGCACCUCGGUCGGCUUAUCAAGUACGGGAACAGGCAAGCUGGAAGUCUCCUCUUCUUCCACGACAGAGUCUGUCAUAUCAUCUGGACCCUCCGGGAGCCCGGCAUCCUCCAGCUCUGAAGCGCUACCUCAGGUGACCACCACGGAGCACGUUUCUUCAGAAACAUCUCCCGGGAUCUCAGGGACAAGUGUGUUCUCGGCCACAACCCACACUGCUGACAAGAGCUCCGCAGCACCAGUGGCAACAGAGAGCCCGGCUACCAAUUGGACGGCAGGCCCAGCAUCCAGUGCCUCCAUCAUGGCUUCAUCCAGCGCGUCUUCGGAAAGCGGGCAGACCUCUCCUAGCGGAGUGCGGGACACCUCCGUGGAAUCCAGCUCAGCCGCCACAGCUCACCUCACCUCUCCACUAGCACCAACGCCUGCUGCAUCGUUGAGGAGCACCACUCCGAAUGCAGCCAGCCCGACUGAAGAGACAGCAUCCUCGGAAGCUGCAAGCACCCUGGGCAGCCAGAGCUCUGCAGCGCCAGCCACAAGCGUGGCUGGGGCCACCGGUUCCCCUGCUGCGUCCUUCUCCAGAAGCCCAAGUUCUCCACAGCUGGAGGGCUCCGCAACCUCUUCCCACGUGAUGGCUAGUUCUUCCGGGACAGAAAGCGCAGCGGGUCCCAGCACCUCGGUCGGCUUAUCAAGUACGGGAACAGGCAAGCUGGAAGUCUCCUCUUCUUCCACGACAGAGUCUGUCAUAUCAUCUGGGAACACGGCAUCCUCCAGCUCUGAAGCGCUACCUCAGGUGACCACCACGGAGCACGUUUCUUCAGAAACAUCUCCCGGGAUCUCAGGGACAAGUGUGUUCUCGGCCACAACCCACACUGCUGACAAGAGCUCCGCAGCACCAGUGGCAACAGAGAGCCCGGCUACCAAUUGGACGGCAGGCCCAGCAUCCAGUGCCUCCAUCAUGGCUUCAUCCAGCGCGUCUUCGGAAAGCGGGCAGACCUCUCCUAGCGGAGUGCGGGACACCUCCGUGGAAUCCAGCUCAGCCGCCACAGCUCACCUCACCUCUCCACUAGCACCAACAGGGACGCCUGCUGCAUCGUUGAGGAGCACCACUCCAAAUGCAUCCAGCCCGACUGAAGAGACAGCAUCCUCAGAAGCUGCAAGCACCCUGGGCAGCCAGAGCUCUGCAGCGCCAGCCACAAGCGUGGCUGGGGCCACCGGUUCCCCUGCUGCGUCCUUCUCCAGAAGCCCAAGUUCUCCACAGCUGGAGGGCUCCGCAACCUCUUCCCACGUGAUGGCUAGUUCUUCCGGGACAGAAAGCGCAGCGGGUCCCAGCACCUCGGUCGGCUUAUCAAGUACGGGAACAGGCAAGCUGGAAGUCUCCUCUUCUUCCACGACAGAGUCUGUCAUAUCAUCUGGACCCUCCGGGAGCCCGGCAUCCUCCAGCUCUGAAGCGCUACCUCAGGUGACCACCACGGAGCACGUUUCUUCAGAAACAUCUCCCGGGAUCUCAGGGACAAGUGUGUUCUCGGCCACAACCCACACUGCUGACAAGAGCUCCGCAGCACCAGUGGCAACAGAGAGCCCGGCUACCACUUGGACGGCAGGCCCAGCAUCCAGUGCCUCCAUCAUGGCUUCAUCCAGCGCGUCUUCGGAAAGCGGGCAGACCUCUCCUAGCGGAGUGCGGGACACCUCCGUGGAAUCCAGCUCAGCCGCCACAGCUCACCUCACCUCUCCACUAGCACCAACGCCUGCUGCAUCGUUGAGGAGCACCACUCCGAAUGCAGCCAGCCCGACUGAAGAGACAGCAUCCUCGGAAGCUGCAAGCACCCUGGGCAGCCAGAGCUCUGCAGCGCCAGCCACAAGCGUGGCUGGGGCCACCGGUUCCCCUGCUGCGUCCUUCUCCAGAAGCCCAAGUUCUCCACAGCUGGAGGGCUCCGCAACCUCUUCCCACGUGAUGGCUAGUUCUUCCGGGACAGAAAGCGCAGCGGGUCCCAGCACCUCGGUCGGCUUAUCAAGUACGGGAACAGGCAAGCUGGAAGUCUCCUCUUCUUCCACGACAGAGUCUGUCAUAUCAUCUGGACCCUCCGGGAGCCCGGCAUCCUCCAGCUCUGAAUCGCUACCUCAGGUGACCACCACGGAGCACGUUUCUUCAGAAACAUCUCCCGGGAUCUCAGGGACAAGUGUGUUCUCGGCCACAACCCACACUGCUGACAAGAGCUCCGCAGCACCAGUGGCAACAGAGAGCCCGGCUACCACUUGGACGGCAGGCCCAGCAUCCAGUGCCUCCAUCAUGGCUUCAUCCAGCGCGUCUUCGGAAAGCGGGCAGACCUCUCCUAGCGGAGUGCGGGACACCUCCGUGGAAUCCAGCUCAGCCGCCACAGCUCACCUCACCUCUCCACUAGCACCAACGGGGACGCCUGCUGCAUCGUUGAGGAGCACCACUCCGAAUGCAGCCAGCCCGACUGAAGAGACAGCAUCCUCGGAAGCUGCAAGCACCCUGGGCAGCCAGAGCUCUGCAGCGCCAGCCACAAGCGUGGCUGGGGCCACCGGUUCCCCUGCUGCGUCCUUCUCCAGAAGCCCAAGUUCUCCACAGCUGGAGGGCUCCGCAACCUCUUCCCACGUGAUGGCUAGUUCUUCCGGGACAGAAAGCGCAGCGGGUCCCAGCACCUCGGUCGGCUUAUCAAGUACGGGAACAGGCAAGCUGGAAGUCUCCUCUUCUUCCACGACAGAGUCUGUCAUAUCAUCUGGACCCUCCGGGAGCCCGGCAUCCUCCAGCUCUGAAGCGCUACCUCAGGUGACCACCACGGAGCACGUUUCUUCAGAAACAUCUCCCGGGAUCUCAGGGACAAGUGUGUUCUCGGCCACAACCCACACUGCUGACAAGAGCUCCGCAGCACCAGUGGCAACAGAGAGCCCGGCUACCACUUGGACGGCAGGCCCAGCAUCCAGUGCCUCCAUCAUGGCUUCAUCCAGCGCGUCUUCGGAAAGCGGGCAGACCUCUCCUAGCGGAGUGCGGGACACCUCCGUGGAAUCCAGCUCAGCCGCCACAGCUCACCUCACCUCUCCACUAGCACCAACGGGGACGCCUGCUGCAUCGUUGAGGAGCACCACUCCGAAUGCAGCCAGCCCGACUGAAGAGACAGCAUCCUCGGAAGCUGCAAGCACCCUGGGCAGCCAGAGCUCUGCAGCGCCAGCCACAAGCGUGGCUGGGGCCACCGGUUCCCCUGCUGCGUCCUUCUCCAGAAGCCCAAGUUCUCCACAGCUGGAGGGCUCCGCAACCUCUUCCCACGUGAUGGCUAGUUCUUCCGGGACAGAAAGCGCAGCGGGUCCCAGCACCUCGGUCGGCUUAUCAAGUACGGGAACAGGCAAGCUGGAAGUCUCCUCUUCUUCCACGACAGAGUCUGUCAUAUCAUCUGGACCCUCCGGGAGCCCGGCAUCCUCCAGCUCUGAAGCGCUACCUCAGGUGACCACCACGGAGCACGUUUCUUCAGAAACAUCUCCCGGGAUCUCAGGGACAAGUGUGUUCUCGGCCACAACCCACACUGCUGACAAGAGCUCCGCAGCACCAGUGGCAACAGAGAGCCCGGCUACCACUUGGACGGCAGGCCCAGCAUCCAGUGCCUCCAUCAUGGCUUCAUCCAGCGCAUCUUCGGAAAGCGGGCAGACCUCUCCUAGCGGAGUGCGGGACACCUCCGUGGAAUCCAGCUCAGCCGCCACAGCUCACCUCACCUCUCCACUAGCACCAACGGGGACGCCUGCUGCAUCGUUGAGGAGCACCACUCCGAAUGCAGCCAGCCCGACUGAAGAGACAGCAUCCUCGGAAGCUGCAAGCACCCUGGGCAGCCAGAGCUCUGCAGCGCCAGCCACAAGCGUGGCUGGGGCCACCGGUUCCCCUGCUGCGUCCUUCUCCAGAAGCCCAAGUUCUCCACAGCUGGAGGGCUCCGCAACCUCUUCCCACGUGAUGGCUAGUUCUUCCGGGACAGAAAGCGCAGCGGGUCCCAGCACCUCGGUCGGCUUAUCAAGUACGGGAACAGGCAAGCUGGAAGUCUCCUCUUCUUCCACGACAGAGUCUGUCAUAUCAUCUGGGAACCCGGCAUCCUCCAGCUCUGAAGCGCUACCUCAGGUGACCACCACGGAGCACGUUUCUUCAGAAACAUCUCCCGGGAUCUCAGGGACAAGUGUGUUCUCGGCCACAACCCACACUGCUGACAAGAGCUCCGCAGCACCAGUGGCAACAGAGAGCCCGGCUACCAAUUGGACGGCAGGCCCAGCAUCCAGUGCCUCCAUCAUGGCUUCAUCCAGCGCGUCUUCGGAAAGCGGGCAGACCUCUCCUAGCGGAGUGCGGGACACCUCCGUGGAAUCCAGCUCAGCCGCCACAGCUCACCUCACCUCUCCACUAGCACCAACGGGGACGCCUGCUGCAUCGUUGAGGAGCACCACUCCGAAUGCAGCCAGCCCGACUGAAGAGACAGCAUCCUCGGAAGCUGCAAGCACCCUGGGCAGCCAGAGCUCUGCAGCGCCAGCCACAAGCGUGGCUGGGGCCACCGGUUCCCCUGCUGCGUCCUUCUCCAGAAGCCCAAGUUCUCCACAGCUGGAGGGCUCCGCAACCUCUUCCCACGUGAUGGCUAGUUCUUCCGGGACAGAAAGCGCAGCGGGUCCCAGCACCUCGGUCGGCUUAUCAAGUACGGGAACAGGCAAGCUGGAAGUCUCCUCUUCUUCCACGACAGAGUCUGUCAUAUCAUCUGGACCCUCCGGGAGCCCGGCAUCCUCCAGCUCUGAAGCGCUACCUCAGGUGACCACCACGGAGCACGUUUCUUCAGAAACAUCUCCCGGGAUCUCAGGGACAAGUGUGUUCUCGGCCACAACCCACACUGCUGACAAGAGCUCCGCAGCACCAGUGGCAACAGAGAGCCCGGCUACCAAUUGGACGGCAGGCCCAGCAUCCAGUGCCUCCAUCAUGGCUUCAUCCAGCGCAUCUUCGGAAAGCGGGCAGACCUCUCCUAGCGGAGUGCGGGACACCUCCGUGGAAUCCAGCUCAGCCGCCACAGCUCACCUCACCUCUCCACUAGCACCAACGGGGACGCCUGCUGCAUCGUUGAGGAGCACCACUCCGAAUGCAGCCAGCCCGACUGAAGAGACAGCAUCCUCGGAAGCUGCAAGCACCCUGGGCAGCCAGAGCUCUGCAGCGCCAGCCACAAGCGUGGCUGGGGCCACCGGUUCCCCUGCUGCGUCCUUCUCCAGAAGCCCAAGUUCUCCACAGCUGGAGGGCUCCGCAACCUCUUCCCACGUGAUGGCUAGUUCUUCCGGGACAGAAAGCGCAGCGGGUCCCAGCACCUCGGUCGGCUUAUCAAGUACGGGAACAGGCAAGCUGGAAGUCUCCUCUUCUUCCACGACAGAGUCUGUCAUAUCAUCUGACCCUCCGGGAGCCCGGCAUCCUCCAGCUCUGAAGCGCUACCUCAGGUGA